AUGGAGGCAUCUCUUCCUCAUCACUUCCCGGCUCGACAACUUCAUGACGGGACCAUAUUCCAUUCGUCGCCAUACCCUCCUCACUCUAACCUCGCCUCACAGCAAGACAUUGGGCUAGAUGACUUCCAAUUCGACCCUCAAUUGGCAAACGAGCCUCAAUUACAGCACCCGCAAAGAGGGAACGCCUUUGAAUCAAGCUCAUUUGAUGGUCCGAGACCCAAUCAACCUCGCUUUCAGGAGAUUCGCUCAAACCCACCUGUAUCCUCUUCCCAGCCAAAUGAUGUCUUUGACCCAUCCAAUGCAGGCGGGUUUGGUCUUCUCUCCCGAACGCGUCCCCAGCAGACUACCGACGGCGGUCGAGGCCAGUUCGGCAUCUUGGCACCGACUAUGCAUCCUCAAUCCCAGCUACUGGCUGCGCACCUGAAUCAUGAUGAGCAGCUGGGGCGUCUACAACAUGAAUUGGAUCUACGGCCAGUCCCGGUUACGGGUGGGGGAACGACCGAGGGGCAUUUCAGUAACAUGAAGAUGGUACCGAACCCUCCCAAUUUGGAGCAAUGGCGGAGAAGGCUGUUUGACGUUGACGAGGCUAUCACUUUGACUGAGGAGCAAUUCCAAACGUACUUCCCACACGUAGACAACAUCUACUCCCAUCGCUCUACUCAACGCUACAAGCGCAAGCCUUUCGUCUCUCACUACUGGGAUUGCAGACUCAAAGGGCGACCACCGGGGACGGCAAAGUCAGACGACCCCAAUAAGAAGAAGAGAAAGCGGCAAGCCAGGGAACGCGAUCUAUGCGACGUCAAAAUCAAGAUCACGGAGUACUUUCCGGGAGCAAGAGCCUUAAUGGGUACGGAUUUUCCGGUUGAAACCCCUGCCAAUGACAACUCUUUCGCUCCUGGACAAGCACUUUCCACUACACAAAGUUCAAACAACGGGCUCCCGACCCUUACAGAAGCUGGCAAUGAUGGGGCAAGAUUUUAUACAAUACAGCGCGUCAAUGGGAACGGAGCCAAUGGUAAAGGUGAUGGAACGGCUGGAGCGCAUAAACACACCAUCGAGGAGAGUGAUAAAGUCAAGAAAAGUAGCCUUCAUCGACAUUUUCUAAAGGAAGAAAAGGAAAGAAGGAAAUCCAUGAAAACAUACCACAAGAAAGCUACUGGACUUGCUCUAACCACAGUGAAGAAGCACUCCAAGGACCAUGAUAUGAAGCUAUAUGGCAGCUGCUUCUGUCCAUUCGUACAACGAGUGUGGAUUUCACUGGAGGUCAAAAGUCUCAAUUAUCAAUACAUUGAGGUCGAUCCAUACGAGAAGCCCGAAGAGCUGAUGCGGAUCAAUCCCCGCGGACUCAUUCCGGCCCUUCAACACGGCAACAACUGGGGCUGCUAUGAAAGCUCAGUAUUAAUGGAGUACCUGGAAGACCUCAAUGAAGGAGCUCCACUACUACCACCCAAUGCAAAAGAUCGAGCGCAUUGCCGCCUUUGGUCUGACCACAUCAAUCGCAACAUCUUGCCACACUUCUACGGCUUACUGCAAUCUCAAGACGGUGGCCAGCAAGUCGAACAAGCACGGCAGCUCACGGACGGAAUCCAGAAGAUCGUCGAAGCUGCGGAUCCGUCCGGUCCCUUCUUUUUCGGCCCUCACAUUUCCUUUGUUGACAUCCAAUUCGCGCCUUGGAUCGUGAGGUUGAAAAAGGUACUAGCACCUUACCGCGGCUGGCCUGAACCGGAAGCGGGUAGUCGAUGGGCGAGCUGGGUAAAAGCCAUUGAGGAGAAUGAGGGUGUCAAGGCAACGACCAGCACCAAUGAGUUAUACAUGGAUAGCUAUGAGCGAUAUGCCGAAAAUCGCCCAAACACCAGCCAGGUCGCCAAUGCAGUCAACGAGGGAAGAGGGCUGCCAUGA
Molecule: messenger RNA, 1899 nt
Organism: Letharia columbiana
Lineage: Eukaryota; Fungi; Ascomycota; Lecanoromycetes; Lecanorales; Parmeliaceae
Exons: 5
Coding region: 1-1899 (632 amino acids)
Cellular component (GO): cytoplasm
Source: RefSeq, a predicted model, not a curated record